CGCAUAUCAACUAUGUGGCUUUAGUUCUUGUGUGGCUGUUGAACUUGUAAGAUCAUUGUUUUUAAUACAAGAUCAAGAAUUGAGCUGUUAAUUUAGUUUUUUUAUUUGGUCCCCUCAUCAUUGGUGCUUUUUCCAUGUGUCAAAAUAUUAAUUGUGAAUUUUUUAUCUGUAUUGUGAAGUGAAGCAAUUGGAGAAAAAAAUUACAAAAUUAAAAAAAAAUGUUUUUCUAUAGGGUGAUACUGUUAUCCAUACUGUGUGGAACAAUUGCAGUAUGUUUAGCCGAUGAAAAUUCAAAAGAUGUCACUGAUGAUCAAGUUGCAAUGGCAUCAGAAAAUAUUGCUCCAUCAUCAACAGAAUUUGAAGAACCAAUUACGGAAACAAACUCGUCAACAGAAUUACCAGAGCUUGACGAGACAACUGAUAUUCAUUAUGAAAAUUCCAACGGAUUCAUUCCAAUGAUUUCAUCACAAAAAUUUCUCUCCAGUGAAUUAUUGAUUAAUUCAACAAAUACAACAAUUGAUGAAGAUACAACUGAAUCACCAAUUAUAUCAUUAUCAGAUUAUGAUAAUAAUGUUGAAAAUAAUCCAGCAUUUUUUACUGAAGCAAGAAUAUUAUUAAAUAUAUCACAAACAGAAGCAGAUCGUCGUUCGUAUGAUUCACAAGAUGGACAAAAAGAAUUUGAAUUAUUAAAAGUUAAUAAACAAACACCAAAAAUUGCAAAUUAUCAUGAAUUUUAUGAAAAUAUGCAGAGUAAUUUAAAUCAAGCUAGUAAUACUAAAUUAAUAAUUGAUGAAAAUAAAAAAUAUACAAACAAUUUGCGUACAAAAAAUCGAAUAAAACAAAUAAAUGAUUAUUUGAGUGAUGAUUUUGAUCAAGAUAGAGAUAAUACACAAGUAUAUUCACAUUAUUAUACAAAUAAAAAUAAUAAACCAAUAACAACAACAACAGUAACAACAACGACUGAAGCAAUUUUUGAACCGGAGAAAGUUAAUCAUAAUUAUCCACAACAUACAGCAUCAAAAUAUGGUAUUUUUGGUGAAAGCGUUACUCGUCAAAAAACAUCUAGUUUACCAAAUAUAAAUUAUGAUAAUUCAAAUGAUUAUUUAAGAGAUAAUAAAAAAAAUCAACAAUUUAGUCUAAAGCCAGUUGUUGUUAUUGAGCCAAGUGAUUAUAAAGUUGAUGUUAAAUAUAAUAAUCAACAAUCUAUUGGUCAAGUAUCAACAAUGAAUCCUUAUGAUAAUCAAAAAAAAAUAAAUGAUGAAUCAGAAGAUCGUUAUGAUAAAAAUGAAGAUGGAUCAAAUGAGAGUUCUGAUUAUUUAGAAAUAACUGAAAGACCAAAAAAAAUAUAUAAAAGUCGAAGACGUCCAUAUACUUCUGAAAAUUCAAGAAGACUUGUUAAGGAACAUCGUGGAAAUGGUGAUGGUAGUAGUAGUGGUAGUGAUGUUGAUGAUACAAAAAAAAUUAAUUCAUCAUCAUCAAAAAUAAAAUCACAUAGAUCACGAGCCAAGCCAAAUUAUUGGACAGAUAAUGAACAAAAUAAUAAUCAAGAAAAUCAAUCAAAAGGAGAUGAUAAUAAUAAAAAUAUUGAAUCACAAAAUAAUGAAAAUUCAUGGAAUCAAGUUGGACAAAAUAUUGAACUUUCACAGUCAAAUAGUUAUCAAUUAAAUCAAAAUAAUAAACCAAAUGUUUUAGUACCAGUUAAUUUAAAUCUUGUACCAUUGACAAAUUUUGAUCAUUCAACUGCAAUUGGUACUAGUCAAGGUUUUGAUAUAUCAAAUGCUGGAGUACAAAAUUAUAUAACAGCUGGUCCAAUUGUUAGUACAGCAUCACCAUUAAUAAGUACUGGUCCACCAAAUCAAUCAUUACAAAAUUCAGCUAAAAAUUAUCAUCAAUAUUCAACACCAAUUCCAGAAAUAAUUGUUGGACAAAGUACAUAUCAAAAUCCUUUACAAGCUGUAUUUUUACAAAAUAAAUAUCCUCAAAAUAAUAAUAUUAAAACACAAUAUUUUCAAAGUACUGUUGCACCAGUAUUUACUGUAUCACAAAGUACCAUUGCACCAAAAACAUCAAAUCAAGAUAAUUCACAAGUUCAUCAUUUACUUGUUUCACAACCAACAUUGCAAUCAAUACUUCAGUCACCCUUGAAUGGAUACAAUAAUAAUAUUUUAGUAAAUACACGAGGUUUAAAUGGACAAAAUCAACAAACACCAAUACAAAAUAAUAAUAAUGCUCAAACUGUAUCAAGUGAAAUAGAAAAUUCAUCAAAAAAAACAACUUUCACACCAACAACAAAUAAUUAUUUAACAUCAGCAAGUUAUUCCGUAAAUAAUAAUAUACCAGCAUCAAGUAAUAUACAUAAUGUCAUUGCACAGAGUCAAAAUAAUCAACAAUUUCAACAACUAUUUCCUGCAUUAAUACAACAACAACAACAACAACAAUCAACAAAUUUUCAACCCACUUAUGCUGGACAAUAUAAUGGUAAUGCAAUACUUGGAAAUACCUGGACACAACUUCAACAAUUACAAACACCAAUAGAACAAAAUAAAAAUUUUAAACCACAAUUUCAUACUUUAAUUCGUAGCAAUGAUAAUUUAGGAAGUACAAGUAAUAAUAAUAUUAAUACAUAUAAUGCAAUACAAAAUACAAAUAAAGAUUCACAAUUACCAGUUGUUGGUAUGCAAACAGUACAAAUACAAAAUCCAAAUUUCAAUGCAUUUAAUCAAUAUCAAGGUGCAGUAUUGACAACACCAAUACCAAUAUUAACAAGUACAACACCUGAUUCAAUUAAUAUACAUAGCUAUGUUGAUUCAUUAACACAUAUUGGUGCACAAAGUAAUAAUAAUAAUAAUCAAUGGCGUACAUAUGCAGCUGAUCGUCCAGCAUAUAAUCCAAUGAAUUUUGUACCAAGUACUGAACUUGUUGAUAGUCAAAUAAUGCUCAAUAGUAAAGCACAUGUACCUGAUGCUCUUUCACAUAAUUUAAAUCUUGUUCCAGCUAUACCAGGUGGUAAUUUUUAUAAAAAUACACCAACAGCACAAAUGGAUUUAAUUAAAAAACCAAAAUUAAGUACAGAUUUAGAAAAAUAUGCUGAAGAAAUGUUUAAAGAAUCAUUAAGAACAAUAUAUAAUACUCAUAAAUGGAAUAGUGAUAAAAAAAUUCGUAAUUUAACUGUUGCUGAUAUUGCUGAAUUAAAAAGACUUAAAGAUGAAUUAGAUAGAAUUAAAUCAAAUAUGGUAAAAUCAAAAAAUAUUAAAGAAAUUAUUGAAGGACAUCAUUCAGAAACAAAUGUACAAACAGUUGAUCCUGGUCCAUUAAAUAAACGACCUGGUAUAACUGUAUCAGAACUUGAACAAUUAUUUAAAACAGAAUUUAACAAUAAUGAUUUAUCAAAUAAUAAUGAUAAUAAUAAUAUUAAAAUAAAUGAUUAUUUAACACCACCAAAGGUCAAUUCAUUUGUGUCAAAAAAUCCAUUUUUAGAUAAUGAUAAUAAUAAUAAUAAAAUUAAAAAGCAAGUUAAAAAAAGACCAAUUAUAAAAGGCACAAGAAUUGAAAAUAAUAAAUUAAGACCACAUAAUAGACCACAUGGUAAACGUCCAAUUAGUGGUGGUAUUGAAACAGCAGCAAGUAGUCAUUCAACUCAUUUACAUAGACGACCAUUUAAAAAUGAAAAUAACAGUGGCCGAAAAGAAAUAAUAAAUUAUAAUAAUUAUCCAACAUUUACAACAUCAUCACCUGAUUUAUUAUACAAUCAUCAUGAUGAUUAUAAAUAUUCAAAAAACGAUGAAUUAGAUUUUGAUAGUCCUAAAUUACAUAAUUUACUUGGUCUACUUAUGAAAAAUAAACAACUACCAAGAGGUGCUAGUUCAUCACUUUAUCGAGAUAAUGAUGAUAUUGAAAAAUAUCUUGAUGAUGAACAACGUCGUGCUGGAUAUGAAUUUAAUAAUGAUAAAAUUAAAAAUAUUCAAAAAAAUAUAAAUUCUCAACCGUAUUUAAUUACAUAUUAUUAA
Molecule: messenger RNA, 4007 nt
Organism: Aphidius gifuensis
Lineage: Eukaryota; Metazoa; Arthropoda; Insecta; Hymenoptera; Braconidae
Product: GATA zinc finger domain-containing protein 14-like
Exons: 2
Coding region: 219-4007 (1262 amino acids)
Source: RefSeq, a predicted model, not a curated record